AUGGGUCUAUUCAAAAGAGCUAUUAUGCAAAGCGGUGCGCAUAUGUAUAACAAAGACAGGGAUCCGCUCAACAAAACUGAAGCAUUAAAUAAUGCCAAGAAAAUUGCCACAAAUUUUAAUUGUAGUUUAACUCAUGAUUGGAUCCAAUGUUUGAGGAAAGUUGAUGCAAACCUUUUGGUUAAAAUGUUAGCUCCAUUUGGUUUAACAUUUCCAGUGGUUGGCACCGAGUUUUUACCACAACGUCAAGCAUUUGAACACAACUUAUUUAACUCAGACAUUGAUUUAAUUGGUGGCAUUACUAAAGAUGAGGGACAAAUACCGUUUGAAAAACUUGGAGUUAAUAUCACUUACGAUAGCUUCAAAUUGUUUGCUAAUUUCUUUAAUGAAUUGAUUCACAAUUUGAAUAUCAAUAAUGUAAACGAUUUCUAUAUGAAAAAUGUGAACAAAACAAGUAUACCGGCCAUUGAAAGGGCUUUGGGGGAGUUUUUAGGUGAUCUAGUAUUGAAAUGUCCGACCUAUCAGUUUGUCAAACAAGUAGCCAAACGGUUGUCUACCACUGGCCGUAAUGUAUACUUCUAUGAGUUGACUUAUGCGAGUCCAUACUAUUCAAACAUUUCCGGUUGUGAUACCAAAUCAAAAAACGUUUGUCACGCACAAGAUAUUGCAUUUGUUUUUGGUUUGCCAUUACUUACACCUGAGAUAUAUUUACCAAAAGAUAUAUUUUUUGCGAGUAAUGUAAUGAUAAUGUGGACAAACUUUGCGAAGACUGGUAUUGCGGACCUGAAUUGGCCGAAAUUAUUGAAUAAUAGUACACCAAAUGUCUGGCAUAUUCUUGAUUUGAGUCCCAAUAAUAUUAUCAAAACUUUUGAUCAUCUGUUGGAUCAAACAUGUGAUGGCUUUUGGAAAAAUUAUAAUAUUUAA
This is a messenger RNA of Oppia nitens, 921 nucleotides long. RefSeq names its product cholinesterase-like. The record is from RefSeq and is a predicted model, not a curated record. Gene Ontology annotation, cellular component: plasma membrane. The coding region runs from base 1 to 921 and encodes 306 amino acids. Gene Ontology annotation, biological process: acetylcholine catabolic process; choline metabolic process. Gene Ontology annotation, molecular function: acetylcholinesterase activity. NCBI's taxonomy places the organism in Eukaryota, Metazoa, Arthropoda, Arachnida, Sarcoptiformes, Oppiidae. The transcript has 4 exons.